Molecule: messenger RNA, 5175 nt
Organism: Nerophis lumbriciformis (worm pipefish)
Lineage: Eukaryota; Metazoa; Chordata; Actinopteri; Syngnathiformes; Syngnathidae
Source: RefSeq, a predicted model, not a curated record
CACAUCUCGUCCAGGGAGGUCACAUGGCUUCUCUCCGGCAGGUGAGGGAGAUGCGGGCUCAAACACCUGCUGGACUCCACGCAGCACUUUCCAUGUAAAUGACCCGUCCCAGCUCUUCCCUCCCCACUCCCACACCUGCUCCCGGCAGACUCACUUGGGACUCGGGGACACGGCCGCCCACGGACACCUCCACUGGGGCUCCUGAGUGGUUCUGGCACCGGUCAUGGUCUGGAGGAGGGUCGUGGUGCUCGGCGGUUUACUGCUGCUUCAAUGCGGGGACGGACGCAGGAUGCCGCCGCCGCCGCCGUCGACGCCUCAUGGCGGGGCUCGGUUGGACGCGGCGCGGAGUCACGUCCGGAGGGACGCCGGCACUUCCAGGGCUCCCAGCGGGGCUUCCUUCGACUCUUGCCGGGUCAACCUGACGCCUGCGGAGCAUGAAGUUCUGGAUGACAACACACAUGAGACUGGUUUUAAUGGUGACGAUGGCUCUUACGUCAUCCUCACAUGGGUGGGCGAUGGCACAGGGGUCAUCCUGGUGUUGUCCACCAUCAACACCCCCUUAGACACGUUCCUGGAAGGCGGUUCGUCUCGACUGUACAGAAGUACGGAUUACGGAAAGUCCUUCCACGACAUCUCUCAAAGCAUCAACCACACCUUCAUCAAAGAGGAGUUUGGCGUCAGCGUGGGGCCGGGAAGUUCUGUGAUACUGACAGCAGACACCCCAGUGGUGGACCACCCAGGAGGCAUCAUCUUCACCUCCAAUGACGCUGGCGCCACCUUCCGCUUCACCCAGCUUCCCUUCCACCUGGCACAGCCCAUCACCUACCACUUCCUCAACCCGGACUACCUGGUGGCGCUCAGCAUCGACGGCGGUCUGUGGCUCUCUGUGGACUUUGGCGCCAAGUGGACCAAAGUGCAUGAUGGAGUGCAUUCUUUCUCAUGGGGUGCUGGCAUCAAUUUGUUCUUCAGCUGCAGUAAAGCAGACACAAUGGAUGCAGAGGAGCGAGGAGACUUACAGCUAAAGAGGACAAAGGACCUGGGGAAGACCUUCACCAUCAUCCACGAGGACGUCUUCAGUUUUGGAUACAUCGGAGCCUUUCUUUUCUUCUCGGUCAUGGAAGACACGCGAUCGCCCAGAGUCAUGUACUUUUCUUCCGACCAAGGAGACACUUUUAGUCAAGCGCUACUGCCUUCCGCCUCCACUGAGCAGUUUUACUCCAUCUUGGACGGCGAUGAGGACAUGCUGUUCAUGCAUGUGGACAAUCCAGGAGACACCUACUUUGGAACCAUGUACACGUCGGACGACCGCGGCAUCCUGUUCUCCAAAUCCCUGGAGCGCCACCUGUUUGAUGGGCAGAGGAAGAGCGAUUUCCGGAACGUCACGUCGCUGCGAGGAGUCUACCUCACCAACAGACUGGACAAAGACGGACGAAUACGAUCGGUCAUCUCCUUCAAUCGCGGCGGAACAUGGCAGCAGCUUUCCAAACCUCAGAAUGUCAAAUGUGGGCAAGAAGUCAAGAAUUGCAAGCUGCAUAUUCACGGAGAACACAGUCGCAUCAAUCACAUCGUUCCCAUGCUCCUCAUGUCGGAGCCCACCGCCAUCGGUCUGGUCAUCGCCCACGGUACCGUGGGGGAUUGCCUGUCGUCCUCGCAGCACCCGGAUGUGUUUGUGUCGUCAGACGGGGGCUAUAGCUGGCGGGGGACUUUAAGGGGUCCUCAUCACUACAGCAUUCUGGACUCAGGCGGUCUGGUGGUGGCUGUGGAGGCUCGGCGUGAAGGACAAGUGAAGACCAUCAAGUUCUCCACAGACGAGGGUCAGUGCUGGAAGUCGUACAAUUUCACCGAGCAGCCCUUCUUCUUCGCGGGCCUGUCGUCCGAGCCGGGCACCAAGGCCCUGAGCGUCAGCGUGUGGGGCUUCCGUCCCGAAGACGACGGCCAGCCCAUGUGGGUUGCCGUAACCAUCGACUUCCAGAGCCUCGUCACGAGAGAGUGCGAUGAGCGGGAUUAUGAAGACUGGUUGGCUCAUGCGACACAGGGAGGAGCUUCAAGGAGCGACGGCUGCGUCCUGGGCAUCAAGGAGACGUACAAGAGGCGGAAGAAAGAAUCGGUUUGCAGGAAUGGUCGCGCUUUUGUCUUAAGGAAGAAGGAAAGUCCCUGUUUGUGCACCAGGGACGAUUUCUUGUGCGACUACGGCUAUUAUCGCCAUGACAACACUUCUGAGUGUGUGCGACAGCCCGACGCUCACAACAAAACCUUGGAGACCUGCCUGGACGGACAGGAGGACGAGCUCUUCACGGCGGGGUAUCGGAAAGUCCCAAGCGACAGAUGCGAAGGAGGGUUUUCGCCUCAACUGGCAGUCCAGACCGUCAUAAGACCCUGCGGCAUCAAGCCCACCUCUAAUUCACCACCUGCGAGCUCCCCCUUGCCAGUUACCCAUUUUGACACACCUCGAGAGAGGAUGGUACUGAUACUGGUGUGCAGCGGCGCAGGCGUCAUCGUGUUGGCAGCAGUCGUCUUCGCGUUCGUAGCCGUCAAGAGAGGAGUCUACAGGAACAGGGCACCAGAGUAUCGCUUCUCCAAUCUCCAGGGGCAAGAGGAUCGUAACGGUGUCACAGGGGACCUUGAAAGCGCCACAAGCAGCAAUGGAACGCCCUGUCCACCGGACUCGGACAAUCAGAAUCUUCUGCAGUGAAGCACACCUUUUGGGCUGUUACCAGUGCUGUGCUGAAUGGAGGGAUCUGUGAAUCUGGAAGUAGGGCUGCACAAUUGAUGGAAUUUAAACACAAUUUUGGCUGCCAUGAUUAAAGGAGGGUGAUCUUCUGCAAUAUUAACAUUUAAAAAGCAGGCUUCCUACUGCAUAUCAAAUCAAGCACUUUCACAGCCCGCAGAGGCAGGAAAGCAACAGCGGCUCGUCUUGAGGACCCGUGAAAAUGGCUCCGCCCACGCCAGAGGCCAUUGCGGAUGCACACUUAGCUUUUUGACGACGCCAGCAAGAAUUAACCAACCUUCACUUUUCACGUUUCAAUUCCGUGGAGUCUAACGUGGCGUGCGUUAGAGACCGCUUCGCUCUUAAUAGAUGGCGACAGGUAUGGACGCCUGCACAACACGCUGCUCUACUUGUCUGCCUGAGUUGCACUUGCAGGACUAACAGCGAGCCCCCACCGGCAUCUGCACAUGUGUUUGAAUGCGGAAACGUAAUUGCACAUUGAGGGACUACUCAUUCACGUGAGUACAGCCGAUACGUUAAAGGCUGUAUUAUUGUAUUUUGUCAUUUAACAUACAAGUUUCUCACUACAAACAAUGUUAUGUUUAGGUAAAGCGGGAAUGUCCAAAUGAUGACGCAUGGGCCAACCAUGGAUCAUAGCUGGUUUUUUUUUUAAUUGCCCCGUACAUUAAAAAGAUACAUUUGAUCAUGAGAAAAGAGGAUGUAUUUCAUCCAUCCAUUUUCUAACGCUUGUCCCUUUCGGGGUCGCUGGAGCCUAAGCUGCAUAAUAAUACAAAUUAUGAACAAAAAAUACAAAUGUGUCUUUAAAUAUUCGGGAUCUGGUUUUUUUAGCCUUUUUAUUGGACUAUUAAAUCUACUGACUUUAUUAAAUCCUCCCGGGCCCCUCGCAACACUGUGCUUUACCUAACAUAAUGAAUUAUCAUGAUUAAUAUACCUGAUUUCAAUGUUGAUUAAAAACAUAAUCAUGAUUAUUAAUUUGGCCAUAAUCGUGCAGCCCUAUCUGAAAGACAGCCAUGGGAAAAAUACAAUAUCUUUAUUUAUUGAGAUACUUUCAAUGUUUUGCUUUAUUGGCUUUGAAAACCCCUUGAUUUGUACAAUAUUUGUAUUUUAAUAUUAAAAAGAAGUGAUGCUACUCUGCUUUUUAAUUGUUUUUUGUAUAAAUAAAUGGCUUAUAAUGUAUUUAAUUAUAAUAGCGUGGAAGUAAAGAUACCUAAAAAAUUGCAUUUAUAGGGCAGUGUUUUUCAACCUUUUUUGAGCCAAGGCACAUAUUUUGCGUUGAAAAAAUCCGGAGGCACACCACCAGCAGGAAUCGUUAAAAAACGAAACUCAGUUGACAGUAAAAAGUUGUUGUCGCAAUUGUCGGAUAUGAAUUCAAACCAUAACCAUAACCAACCAUGCAUCACUAUAGCACUUGUCUCAAAGUAGGUCUACUGUCACGACCUGUCACAUCCCGCCGUGACUUAUUUUGAGUUUUUCUGUGUUUUCCUGUGUGUGGUGUUUUAGUUCUUGUCUUGCGCUCCUAUUUUGGUGUUGAUUGUCAUGUCAUGCACGGAUGUACUUUGUGGACGCCAUCUGCUCCACACGCAGUAAGUCUUUGCUGUCGUCCAGCAUUCUGUUUUUGUUUACUUUGUAGCCAGUUCAGUUGUAGUUUCGUUCUGCAUAGCUUUCCCUAAGCUUCAAUGCCUUUUCUUAGAGGGACUCACCUUUUGUUUAUUUUUGGUUUAAGCAUUAGAUACCUUUUUACCUGCACACUGCCUCCCGCUGUUUCCGACAUCUACAAAGCAAUUAGCUACCGGCUGCCACCAUAUGAAAGAGUAUUACACGGUUACUCCGCCGAGCUCUAGGCAACACCGACACUCAACAACAACACAUAAUUUGCGGACUAUAAUUACCGUAUUUUUCGGAGUAUAAAUCGCUCCGGAGUAUAAGUCGCACCGGUCGAAAAUGCAUAAUAAAGAAGGAAAAAAACAAAUAUAAGUCGCACUGGAGUAUAAGUCGCAUUUUUUGGGGAAAUUUAUUUGAUAAAACCCAACACCAAGAAUAGACAUUUGAAAGGCAAUUUAAAAUAAAUAAAUAAUAGUGAACAACAGGCUGAAUAAGUGUAUGUUAUAUGAUGCAUAAAUAACCAACUGAGAACGUGCCUGGUAUGUUAACGUAACAUAUUAUGGUAAGAGUCAUUCAAAUAACUAUAACAUAUAGAACAUGCUAUACGUUUACCAAACAAUCUGUCACUCCUAAUCGCUAAAUCCGAUGAAAUCUUAUACUUACUUACUUAUACUUAUACUUAUGUGAAUGAGCUAAAUAAUAUUAUUUGAUAUUUUACGGUAAUGUGUUAAUAAUUUCACACAUAAGUCGCUCCAGAGUAUAAAUCGCACCCCCGGCCAAACUAUGAAAAAAAACUGCGACUUAUAGUCCGAAAAAUACAGUACUGGUUUGCAAAAAAUAUUUUU